AUGCGUCGCCCUCCCCUCCCCUGCCCCGUCCCCAUGUGUGCGUCCUCGCCUCCCCUGCCCCCGUCCCGUGUGCGUCCCUCUCCCCCUCCCCUGCCCCCCGUCCCGUGUGAGUCCCCCAUACCCCUCCCCUGCCCCCCGUGUCCGCCGUGUGCGUCCCCUCCCCUCCCUGCCCCCCCGUCCCGUUCGUCCCCUCCCUCCCUGCCCACCCCUCCCGUGUGCGUCCCCCUCCCUCCCCUGCCCCCACCCGUCCCCCGUGUGCGUCCUCCCCUCCCUGCCCACCCCCGUCCCGAUGUGCGUCCUUCCACACCCUGCCACCUCCCGUCCCCGUGUGCGUCUCUUCUCCCCCUCCCCUGCCCCCGUCCCCGUGUGCGUCCCUCUUCCCCUCCCCUGCCCCCCGUCCUGAUUGAUGCGUGGUUCUUGUGUGCGCGCGCGCCCGCCUGGGCGCGCGCUUGCGCCCCUUCUCCUUCUUCGCUCUUUACCCCCCGCCGUUCCCUGCCGCUCUUUCCUCCUCUCUCCCUUGCCUUGUGCCCCCGCCUCCGCGCGUCGACACAUACCGUUUUUGCCCGCUGGCUCCCGUCUCCCCCGCCCCGCCCACCGCCCCCCCUCGCUCCCCGGUCCCCCGCCCCGCCCCCCCCUCGCUUCAACCGGUCUCCCGCCCGCCCCGCCCCCUCGCUCCCCGCUCUCCCCCCGAACACACCCGCCCCCUCGCUCCCCGCUCUCCCUCCCGCCCCGGUCCCCGCCCCCCGCCCACCACAAGCAUACGCUACAUCACCCACCAGCACCAGCCACCCGCCCGCCCCCCCUCGCUCCCCGGUCUCCCCCCCCGCCCCCGCCCCCGCCCCUCGCUCUCCCCGCUCAUCCCCCCGCCACCGCCCCCGCCCCCCUACCGCUCUCACCCCGCCCCGCCCGCCACCUAGCUCCCCGGUUCCCCGCCCCGCCCCGCCCCCUCGCUCACCGCUCUCCCCCGGCCGCCCCGCCCCUCGCUCCCGCUCUCCCCCGCCCGCCCCCGCCCCCUCGCUCCCCUCUACCCCCGCCCGCCCCCUCGCUUCCCGGUCUCCCCGCCGCCCCGCCCCCCGCCCCCUCGCUCCCCGGUCUCCCCCCCGCCCGCCCGCCCUCGCUCCCCUCUCCCCCCGCCCCCCGCCCCUCGCUCCCCGCUUCUCCCGCCCGAACCCCCCCCCCGCCCACCUCGCUCACCCGUCUCCCCCGCCCGCACCGCCCCCCGCCCCCUCGGCUCCCCGGCUCCCGCCCGCCCCCUCGCUCCCCGCUCUCCCCCCGCCCCGCCCCGCCCCUCGCUCCCCGCUCUCCCCCGCCACAGACAACACGACACCACCCCACAUCCGCUCCCCGGUCUCCCCCCGCCCGCCCCCGCCCCCGCCCUCUGCUCCCCGGUCUCCCCCCGCCCCGCCCCCCGACCCGCCCCUCCUCCCCGCUCUCCCCCGCCCCCGCCCCGCCGCCCCCCCCUCGCUCCCCCGCCGCGCCGCCCGCCCCUCCGCUCCCGGUUAUCAACCCAGCCCCGCCCCCCCGCCCCCCCUCCUCGCUCCCACGGUCUUCGCCCCGCCCAGCCCCCGCCCCCCCUCGCUCCCCGGUCUCCCCCGACCCCGCCCCCCGCUCCCGCCCCUCGCCUCCACGCUAUCCCCCGCCCCGCCCCCGCCACACUCGCUCUCCCCGCUCUCCCCCCGCCAACCCGCCCCCUAG
Molecule: messenger RNA, 1695 nt
Organism: Salvelinus sp. IW2-2015
Lineage: Eukaryota; Metazoa; Chordata; Actinopteri; Salmoniformes; Salmonidae
Product: basic proline-rich protein-like
Source: RefSeq, a predicted model, not a curated record